UCUCCACUACAUCCAGCGUUCAACAGGGUUCUGACAUCACUUUCAGCGAGGCUUGUAAACCUCCCUAACCUUAACCUUCUCAGCCGCCAUGGGCAGUGUUACUGAGCGAUUAUCUAGCCGCCGCUCCUUGCAAGCAGCUGUUUCUUCCUCUCUAGGCACAUCGAGUCUGGCCAGCCUCUUCUCUUGGAAACUCGUCUGCCGCGGAUAUCUCCCUGAUCGUUUCAUAUCUGCAGGGCCAUUACCUCAGAUCCCAUGCACGCUCUCGCAACGUGUACGUGGUACACCAAGGCUGUUUCGCGUAGCACCACAGCCGCUGCGUUUGGGCAUACUCGUGCACAUGCAUAUCCUUUCCGUUCUUUUUAAUAUGUCCUAUAUAUCGCUCUCCACGCGACACUCCGUCCCGCUAAACCCUCGCAGCUAUGUUUGACUUGCCCGCACCCGCAGAUGGUUGCACUGCUUUGUGCUGGUGUUUCCGUGGUGGCGUAGCGUGGCGGAGGCGAUGAUACAAUCUCAUUCUCAUCUUUACCACCAUGGUGACAAUGUCCGGAUGAGCUGGGCCGGAGACGAGCCACGGACCAAGGCUAAUCCAAUCUCAUUCAUCCAUCAGAAGCAGGCAGGUCCUCUGGAAAAACCGAGCAUCAAGGCAAGGAAAGCUGUACUUCUUCCCUCGCGAAGGGCCAUCGUACCUCCCCCCGACUGAAUACAUAACGGCAACCCCCUCCAUGUACGGCCGAAUGUUCUCUCAGAGUUUCUCGUCCCAUCCCAUUUCAUCAUCCCCUUAGUUGGCCUGGCCGAUAAGGUCCUUCCAUCCGCUUUCUCUUGCAGGGAAGGUCCGCGAUUCUUUAAAAGGACCUCUGAUCCCCGCUCCCCCCUCCUUCUGCUCGGAUGUUGUUCUCCCUCCCCAGAAUGCUGCAUGUGAGCACCAGUGCGCUCGCCGCCGGCCUUAGAUCCAUCCCCCGCCCCCGCUCGGUGCGCCGCGGCUCUAUGUCGACGGGCCCGAGCAGAAAACUGUCCACUGUGGUCUCGGUAUACGCCGAGUACACGCCCUCCUGCGAUGUGCAGCACUUCCCCGUCGAGGUGCUGCACAAGAUCUUCGAUUUCCUCGACGAGAGGGAGAUCCUCAGAUGUGCAGCGACCUGCCGCAGGUUCAAGCACGCCGCCGACACCUCCCUCGCGGUGCAACACCGUCUCGAGCUCGCCCGCCUCGGGCUGCUCGACAACCCCACCUCCGCCUCCUCGAUGCACGGCGCCCCGCUCGGGCUCCCAGAGCGCCUGCGCCUCCUGCGCGCGGACGCCGACGCGUGGGCGACACGCGACCUCGUCCGCCAGGCGCGCUUCGAGAUGAGCGUCCCACGCGAGCUAUACGCGUACGCCGCGGGCGUCCUCGUCGCGCUCGGCCGCGCCAAAACGACGCUCGAGCGGAGGAACACGGCGACUAGUUUUGUGGGGCCCACCAGCCCAAGCAGAACGACGUCGACGGCGGGGUUGGGCCAGAGCCAGAAGUCGGCUGGGGCUGUCGGCGCGUUCCGCCCGAUGACGGUCGCGUGGCUUCCGUCGAGCACGAGCCCCGCGAGGUCGCUUGCGCUGCCCAGCGCGGGGAUUACGUGCGUGGAGAAUUUCGCGGUGGAUCCGAGCCAGGAUUUGCUUGCGCUGCUAAGGGUGUUUCAGAAUCGCAAAGGACAGUAUGUCUUCCAGGUACAUCUCCGCACACUUUCGGCAAACGCACCAUAUCCAACUGCCCACCGCGCGUACUUGGGCCCUGUGGAGUCGUGGGGGUCCCGUUCGCAGCUACAAAUUGUGGACAACAUUAUUGCUCUUGUCGUGCACGAAAAUUCGCGAUCAUACAUCAUUGAAGCCAUAUGGGACUGGAAGACUGGGAAGUCUGUCAUCGGCGGCCAGUCCAUCCCGCUCCCACACAACACCCACGCCAUCUCAUUUAUUUCUAAUAACACCUAUAUCAUCGUCUCGGGCGACCGCGGCGGCGCCCUUGAUAUCUUCACCUUCAACAACAACAACAACAUCGAGGAUGCCGUCACCGGCCCUGGCCCCGCCUCCACCUCCCUGCCUCUGCAUGUCGCCUCGCUCACCCUCCCGGCAUUGCAACACAAAGUCUCGAUCGGGAGCGCCGAGAUCCUCGCAGGUGCACCGCUGCCCCGCACGCCGCCGCACAAGCCGUUCACAGCCGCGCCCGGCGCGCGCGUGCACACGCUCGUGUUCAAUCUCGUCCGCACGGGCGCCAACUGCGCUCUCUCGUUCGCGUACUUCCACCUCUUCCUGCACGAGCGCAGCAUCGCAUCGCGCGUCGCCGAGUACCUGCACCGCGCGCGCGAGGCGUCGUCGUUCGAGGCCGCAACGGCCGCGACGACGGUCGUGCCCUGGGAGGGCUGGGGCCCGCGCGAGGCGCGCUACCUCGACAGCUACGUGCCGUGGGCGGACUCGUCUGCGGCCGUGCACGGGCAGCGCGUGGUGCUCCGCGCGAUCAGCGCCGGGUGCGAGGAUGUAAGGAUAUUGGACUUUAAUGUGUCGGCGCCGCCGAGCUUUCCGCCGCUCCCGCCGCCGUCGUCUGUCUCCGCGGACCAUCAUGUGCAUUAUCCUGCCGGGAACGGGCAGAAGCACGGACAAAUCCAGGGCCAGGGCCAGGGCCAGAGUCAAGGGGGCCUGCAGCGGCGCGCGAGCGUGCACACGAGCAGCCUCACGCCGAAAGAUAAGUGGAAGAUGCACACGAAGCCGACAAGGGUCCCCGCCGGCGAGCACUUCAAGAAAGACGUCGUCACUACUUUGCCGUUCAAGAGCGUGUCGAGGCCCGAGCUGUUCUCUUACAAGGCGGUCAUGCUCGACGAUGACAAGCUCAUUGGGCUGCGGUACAACGAAGACGACGACGACGCGGACCCCGACUCUAUGAACCUCGAUCUUUAUGCGUUUUAAGCCACCUUUAUGCAAACAUCUCAAGCAAAAUCCUUUACUAUGCGAUGUCCCGUCUUCUUCUUCAAUUGUAGACUUUUCGCGAUUGUACAAAAUACGCUCUAUGCUGGCAACACACUCACGCCCAAC
Messenger RNA from Coniophora puteana RWD-64-598 SS2, 3051 nucleotides. RefSeq lists its product as uncharacterized. Lineage: Eukaryota; Fungi; Basidiomycota; Agaricomycetes; Boletales; Coniophoraceae. The coding region runs from base 886 to 2925 and encodes 679 amino acids. The transcript has 5 exons. Gene Ontology annotation, molecular function: protein binding. The record is from RefSeq and is a predicted model, not a curated record.